CUCACUUCUACUUAUACUCUGUGGUGUGAUUGAGGCAGUUCAGUUUUCUUUGCGUUACAUUUUUAAUUCCAAUCUAAUUAGUUAUUACAUAGAUAUAUACUCAAAAUGUUCUUAAAUUGUAGCGAUCUCCCAUUAAUUUUAAGUGGACAGUUUUUUAAAAUUGUACAGAACGAGGGAGAUCCGGAAGGUACUCAUAUGAAAACGACCGUUGCAAAAUGCAUGUUAUGUCCCAAACAAUCCCUCAUAAGUAGCUCUAAAACAUCAACUGGCAAUUUUCAUAAGCAUUUGCGGAGGAAACAUCCUGAGGUAGCUAAGCAGUAUGAAAACUUAAAAUCCCAAAAAAUAUCUUUGAAACGCAACUCAGUUGAUGAAUGUACUGAUCCUAGCAAAGUAUUUGUGACGCCGUUUCAAAGAUGUAGAAAUUAUGACAAACCUUCAGUUAGUGCUAGUGUGAUCAACGGACUAAUCUGCAACUACAUAAUCGAAGAAAUGCUUCCAGUUUUUACGGUGGAAAAGCAAUCAUUCAAAAAUCUUAUUUCUGGUUUGUCUAGAGGUGCAAAUCCACCGUGUCGUAAAACACUUAAAGAUUUAAUUUACAAGCAAAAAGAGGAGUAUGUAGAAUUUUUGAAAAAUAAACUUCUAACAACUCGUUAUGUGUGCACUACAGCUGACAUUUGGAGCACUAAUAAUAAAAGUUACAUGGGAGUAACUUGCCAUUAUUUGGAUGAACAAUUGAAAAGACAUUCAAUAGUCCUAGCAUGUAAACGAAUGAAAUAUUCUCACACACAUUUGCAAAUUGCUAAAACUCUGUCAAAUGUUCAUGCUGAUUACAACAUUAAAAAAGAACAAAUUGUAGGAACCGUAACCGACAAUGCUGCAAAUUUUGCAAAAUCUUUCCGAGUAUAUUCUGUACCUGAAAUCAAUGAUCCUGACGAAUUAGAUUUUUUAUCUGAUGAAAAUAUUUUGCUCGACGUACAUGAUAUUCCCAACUUUUCAGAAAUUAUGGAAGAUUUCCAUAUUCAAUCUGAAGAUGAUGAUAUAACACUUCCAUAUCAUUAUCGAUGUGCAUCACACACUUUGAGUCUAAUCGCAACUAAAGACUCGGAAAAAGCAUUGCAAGAUAUUUCUUAUAAAAAAAUGUAUCGUACAACAUUUGGCAAACUUACUGCUUUGUGGAAUCUUACUCAUCGUUCUACUUCAGCUUCUGAUGAAAUAGAAACUAUUUGCAAUAUGAAAUUAACAGUGCCUUGUCCCACAAGGUGGAAUUCUCUCUAUGAUAGUAUUAACAGAGUGCUAUUAUUAAAGGAUCACCUAGCAGCAAUUUGCGAGAAACUCCAGAAACCCAAAUUAAAAAACGCUGAAAUGGAUUUUCUAUCUGAAUAUGUUACCGUGAUGAAACCGAUCGCAAAAUCUCUAGAUCUCUUGCAGGGUGAAGACAAUUGCUAUUUAGGCUACGUGCUUCCUACAUUAUUUCAAAUUGAAUAUGCUUUGAAUUCGCUAACCCAUCUAAUUUAUUGUGCUCCGCUCAAAAGUGCCAUUCUUGAUAGUAUACGUACAAGAUAUAAGGACAUUAUGGACCUGAGUAGCAGCAAAUCCAAGCCCUACAUUUUGGCAACGGUUUCACAUCCAAAAUUCAAAUUAAGAUGGCUAACUAACAAAAAUAACAAUGAUGAAUACAAGAUGGUACAAAAUUUAUUUUUUUCCGAAUGUGAAAAGUUGUACCGACAGGAGUUAGGCACAAAUGAGGAUAAGAGCUCUUCAACAAGUAGUGAUGAAGAUUUCUUCAGUAGUAUCCUCAAGAGUUCCAGUCAAAAUAAUGUGAUAGAAAACAACAGCAAUGCACAAAGACAAAAUAUUGUGCAAAUGGAAUGCUUACGCUAUUUGGAAGAUAAAUGCAAAACUGUCGAAUCCCUAUUGAAUUAUAAUCUAAUUCAAAAAAUGUUUAGACAGUAUAAUACUAUUCUUCCGUCCUCGGCACCCGUUGAAAGACUCUUCAGUACAGAUGGUCAAAUUUUAACCCCCAGAAGAAAUCGGCUUUCGGAUAUAAUGUUUGAAACAUUAUUAAUUUUAAAAAAACGUGAUAAACCAUAAUUUCAA
Messenger RNA from Nylanderia fulva, 2097 nucleotides. RefSeq lists its product as uncharacterized. The record is from RefSeq and is a predicted model, not a curated record. NCBI's taxonomy places the organism in Eukaryota, Metazoa, Arthropoda, Insecta, Hymenoptera, Formicidae. Gene Ontology annotation, molecular function: protein dimerization activity; DNA binding.